AUGGGCAAAAAGGCAAAAGACGAAAUGCGGCGGCAAAAGAAGCUUGCAGCUGUAGCACCUCGGGGAUCAUCCACCCCCCGCACUAUCGGAGGCAGAAGACAACAACGACAGCAUGCACAGAACCUCAAGGCUCGAGAAAUUGCGCAUCAGCAGGAACGUGAAAUGCUCUAUUUGGAAGCCAAGUUAAGUCAGCUUGACGCGGCGUCCAGGCUGAACGAGCUCAAUCUGAGGGACUUGAAAGCCAAGUUGAGCGAUCUCAAUGCUCCUCCUUCGACCCCGUCGACCCCGAAACCGAAACCGAAACCGAAACCCAAAGCAGUGCCAAAGCGAAUUCAAAUCACUGCCAAUCCAAUCGAACCCAAACGGGAGCAGCAACCAGUGGUGGAGGAGAAUCACAAUCCACCCACUCCAUCGCAAGGAGAAAAGUCAGUCUGCUAUUCCGUUGAUUCCAUUUCAAGUUAUAACCAGGACCAAGAACAAUACCAAGAGGUCCUGCGCUUGUCGACGAUCCGAUCUCAAGACGCAAAAUCGACAUCCAAAUCUAGCCACAGUCGGGAACUUUAUUCGUGUACGGAAGUUAGAGUGGUUCCGGUGACGCUCAGAGAACUCCAGAGUGACAGGCAAGUUGAAUCUACAUGUAAAUCAGAAGACAAGCGAGAUGAUGAAGAUGAAGAUGAAGAUGAAGAAGACCAAGAAGGAAAGCAGGAGCAUGGUGAUUGGUUGCACGAAUUCAAAGGCCAAAACCUGUUCUGUCUGAAUCCUCCCGAGGGGGAGGCGACGUCUUUUGUGGACAAGUGGAGGAAUCAAGCUGAUCAAUGUCGGCAACACUUUGAUCAAGACACGGACUACAAGUGGGACGCGCCGCGGGCAUCCCACUUCGGGUUCUACUUCAGCUAUAUGUGGAUCCUAUUGUCUGACAAAGACGACAGCUUCCAAGACAGGAUCACCGAGGAAGACCGUGAUUUCAUCAGGAAGGUCAGCAGAGACCAACAGCAGCCUAGUUUCUUCCGAGCGCAUGCACUGCUGCUCCGCGCACUCACCGACGGAAUCAAGAACAAUCUGCAAACCGCGGAGAACUUUGUUCGAGGUUCUAUCCUUAUCUGUAGUGCUGCUUUUGAUCAGGACAAGCAGAGGGUUAUCGUGCAACUUUCAGGUUCCGUUCACGUUAUUGGGAAUCUGUUGCACGAACUCGAACAAAAAUGCAAAGAGACCAUGCUUCGGGUUACCAAUCAGCGAGAGGACAUGGUGGCUGAAGUCGUGGAGGUCGAAAGCUUGGGUGAUGAGAACACUAGUGGCGAAAUUGUGAGUUGGGAUUGCAGUGCACAUGCGCCGCUGUUUCAAGUAUUGCUGGACCUGGGCAAAUAUUGCAGAAGUGGUAGUCAGUAG
Messenger RNA from Seminavis robusta, 1386 nucleotides. Lineage: Eukaryota; Bacillariophyta; Bacillariophyceae; Naviculales; Naviculaceae. The record is from the annotation of a GenBank genome assembly.